Paramecium sonneborni is the source of this 3048-nucleotide messenger RNA. The record is from the annotation of a GenBank genome assembly. NCBI's taxonomy places the organism in Eukaryota, Ciliophora, Oligohymenophorea, Peniculida, Parameciidae.
AUGUAAAAAUCAGCUUAACCUUACAUUGAUAAUUCUUUAACCAAAAAAGAUGCUCCAGUUUAAAAUGAACCAUAAUCCAAAUUCACUCCACUUUAAUUAAUACCUCCAAUUAAUGAUAAUUCUAAACAAUCAAAAGGCAUGAAAGCAUCUAGAUCAUAGAAUAACAGUAAAAUCAAAGUAAAGAAGGUUAAACAAAAAUUUCCAUCAUUAAUGGAAUUUGACGAAAUGCAGACUCAAGAUGAUGAACUUGAAUUUCAUGCAUACAAUGUUAAACCAUUUGAUUCAGUAGCCCCUUAAACUUUCAGAAAUAUCUAUAAAAAAAUUGACACUAUUCUAUAAAAGAAAACUCUCUAUCAGAAUUAAAAAAUGUCUCUUUUUAGUAGUGUAGCAGAAUCUUCGAAAAUAGAAGUAAUGCCUUAAUUUUAUAAGUAUUUUAAUAGAAAUUAAUGCCCAGAACUCUUGGUUUAAUUCGUCCAAAUACUAAUAACAAUAAGAUACUUGAUGCAUCUAAUUUUUGUAUGGGUGAUAAAUAUGCAAAAGUACUGUGUUCUGGUGUAAAAUUAACUCUAGAUUACUAUGAAUAAGUUAAUCUGAAAAACAACAAUCUUACUAGUAGAUCCAGUGAAUGUCUAAAUUAAUUGAUUCCUACUAAGUUAAAAGGUCUAAAUUUAUAAGGGAAUAGUUUAGGUUAAGGAGGAUAAGAAUUCGUAAAAGCUUUAAAUACAAGAUAUGGUCAAUUGCAGUAUCUAAAUUUAGAAAACAAUAAAUUUAAUGAUGAUAGUUGUCGGCAAUUAUUCAAAAUGCUUCAAGAAAAUACCAUAAUGUAAAAACUCAAUCUCUCCCAUAAUCUAAUUACAGAUAAAUCUAUGCCAGAAUUUAAUUGUUUAUUAUUAAAAAAUGCAACUCUAAGCGAGAUAUAUUUACACUGGAAUCGAAUUCAUUAAAUUGGAGGUAUAUUAAUAUAAAUAAUUAUUGAGGCUAAUAUAUUAUAACAGCUCUUUUUAUUAAUUACAAUGUCAAAGUAUUAGAUCUAUCAUUCAAUUCUCUUGGUAUCAGAUAUAAAGAUGAUGCUUAAUCUCCUUAAAAAAAUAGAUAGUAGCCAAAUUAAAAUUGGCCAGAUUACUUGUCUUCUAAGAAUUGUAAUCUUAUACAUUUAGAUCUUUCCAAUAAUCAAUUCAACCAAUCAUAAUCAGAAGCUAUUGCAAAGUCACUUGAAGACAAUCAUAAUAUAUUUGGAUUUCACUUUUCAGGCAAUUUUCAUAGUUCAAUUGAUCAUUUAGGUUUUCUAAAUAUUACAAAAUCAACAAUAGAAUAAAAGGAUAUAAUCUUGAAGAAAAAUGAAGAAUAUCAAUCAGAAAUUAUUGGAGCACUUUAAAUCCCAAGAAUAGAUGGUUUAAAAUAGAUUUAAAGAUAAUCAUAAUUCUAUAAUGAAGUAUGUUGGAUAUGUGAUGGAUGGGUAGAAUGUACUUUUCUAUGGUAGCCAACUCAUUUAGAUAUAAGAAAGGAACCCUUAUUCAUCCAUUUAAGUCAUGAAAGAUUUGCUCCAAUAAAAUUAGAAUUAAUGGAUGAUGAAUAAAGAGAAAGAUCACCAAUGUCUCGAAAAUCUAAUUCAUACAAAAUAUGGUAUGUAUAAAGAAUGGUACCAUCAAAGUAACCAAUUCGAUUCUUCUUUUCAAGUCCUUUAUUGAAAUAAGCUCAGGUAAGUAGUCAAUAUGAAAUUGUUGAUUGGCCUAAAGCAGAAUAGAAUAAGAAAGUUUUGUUUUAUAUGAUUAAUGAGAAACCUUUAACAUUUCGAAGACCAAAAUAAUGUAAUUAAAUAAUUUUGGGAUAAAAAUAAUCUUUUGAUGAAUUACAUUAUGAACCUAGUGUGCAUUGUAAGCCACGAAUAAAAGAUUAUGGUGGAAUAUUAGAUUUGAUUAUUGAUGAUUCAAUAGAAGAGAAUGUUGAUUAUGGAGAUAAUUUUUUUAAGGAAUGCCAUCGUGAUUCUGAUUAGGAAUUUUCAGAUUGUUUUGAAUGGGAUUGGAAUAAUUCUUAAUUAGGAAAAUUAAUAAAAGAGUAGGAUCAAUUAAUAUAAGUUAAAUAGUAUUUACACAGAAUAUAUAGAGAUUUAGUAUCAGCUUAUAGAAAUUAUAGUGCUUAUUCUCCAAGUGGUGAAAUUUGGAGUAUAUCACUAAAUGUUUUUACUGACAUAUUUUAAUCUUCAUUUGUAGAUAAUAAAUCAUAUCUUUUAAAAGAUUUGGAUAUAUCAUUUAGAUAGACAACAUCCAAAUAUAUAAAUUAGACAAGGACAUCAACUUCACAUGCAUUAUUAAGACAUUAAUUUUUAGAGAUAUUAGUAAGAAUGUCAAUGGAUAAAUAUUGUAAGACUCCUAAUUUGAUGAGUCCAAUUGAAGCUUUAUAAAAGGUUUAUGAAGUGGAUGGAUUAUAGAAGAAGAUUGAGUGUGUAUAAGAAUCAUAAACAUGGAGAGAUGUAUAUUAUUGGAGUAUGGAAUGUAAUAGGGUGAUAUAGAGUAAUCAGUCAAUUCUUAGAUAGUUAUAUUAGGAGUGUGUUUAGAUGAGAUAAUUAAAUUAUUUCACAAAUAAGAUUUUUGUAUCUCCAUAAUCAUUUAAAGAAUUAUUCAAUAGAGCAGGAUUGAUAAAUGAUGUAAAUGCAGAGAGAAAUGUAUUGAUUGCAUUUGCAUUAAGUGUACCUCUAGUUUUAGAUGAAAUUAAUUAAGAUAGAUAGAUUUAGAUGAAUUAUCAAGAAUUUGUCGAAGCUUUAGCUAGAGUGGCUGAAAAAUAUGGUUAGAAUAAAGCAGUUAUCAGUUCAGAAUAGUUAGCAUUGAAAUUAUAACAUAUUAUAGGAUAAUUAUAAGAGUAUUAUUAAAUUGUAGAUGAAAACAAAGUAUAAUCUAAUUAAAUAAUCAUAUUUAGAUAACUAUUCCAUAAAUGAGACAAUCUAAAAAGUAAACCAAUUUUUUAUAAGAGAAUGUAACUAAAUUAUUAUAUGAGAUUGAUGGAUCACCUAUGAAUGCACCAUAAAUUAAUGAAUAUGAUUUUGUAGAAUGA